Messenger RNA from Cajanus cajan (pigeon pea), 545 nucleotides. The record is from RefSeq and is a predicted model, not a curated record. Lineage: Eukaryota; Viridiplantae; Streptophyta; Magnoliopsida; Fabales; Fabaceae.
UUGGCAGCUGUUGGUUCUUUGUCCUAUGAGUAAUGUUGCUGUAUGGUUUUGUUCUUUGCAUCAUAAGCCCACUAUACAUGUCAAACAUUUAGUUAAAAGUGUUAUGGCUGUGUAUAAUGUCAUGAGUGGUAUAUCUACUGCACUGUCAAAGAACUUAGAAUGGAUUUACCCCAUGAGUUAUAAACAACAAGGACAUUAUGAAUGUGGAUACUAUGUCAUGAAUUGGAUGUCAGAAAUAAUUGAAGGGGGAGUAACAAAUGGUUGGAGUGAGCUUUUUGAAGAUGCUACACCAUUGGGGGAAACCAUAUUGGAAGACAUUCGGAUUCAUUGGGGAAAUUUAUUUUUAGAAAAAUUUAGAAAUAGAUCAUGUUGAAAGGUCUAGUAUUACAUGUAAAAUUUAGAAAUAGGUGAAUGUGAUUUCAGUAUUAGGCUGCCCAAUGCAUGUCUAAUGUAGUGUGACCUAAUUUUUUUGUUAUUCUCUUCUCCUUGUAAGAGAUAUAUAUUAUAUAAUGAUGUAAUUGAGCCAUUUCUAUAAUGAUAAUGAU